This is a messenger RNA of Scaptodrosophila lebanonensis, 1228 nucleotides long. RefSeq names its product lipase 3. Gene Ontology annotation, biological process: lipid metabolic process. Bases 4 to 1224 code for a protein of 406 amino acids. NCBI's taxonomy places the organism in Eukaryota, Metazoa, Arthropoda, Insecta, Diptera, Drosophilidae. Gene Ontology annotation, molecular function: hydrolase activity, acting on ester bonds. The transcript is spliced from 3 exons. The record is from RefSeq and is a predicted model, not a curated record.
AACAUGCUAAGAAAAUUCAGUUUACUACUAACAUUGGUGGCUUUCGCAGCUGCCUAUGAUUUGGAAGCCAAUCCCUUCAUCGACAUACCUUUCAAGCCCAUAACCACUUCGGAGGAUCGCAUCAAGUCCCAUGGCUAUCCCGGCGAGUCCCACUUCGUGGAGACUGAGGAUGGCUACGUGCUGAACAUGUUCCGCAUUCCCUACUCGCCCAAGCUGAACAAUGCACAGGAGCAGCGUCCUGUGGUGUUCAUACAGCACGGCCUCUUCAGCUGCUCCGAUUGCUUCCUGCUGAACGGACCCGAUAACGCUCUGGCCUAUAACUUUGCCGAUGCGGGCUACGAUGUCUGGUUGGGCAAUGCUCGUGGCAAUCUGUAUUCGCGCCAGAACACGAAGAUGAGUGUGAAUCAUCCGUACUUCUGGAAGUUCAGUUGGCACGAGAUUGGCGCCUACGAUCUGCCCGCCAUGAUCGAUUAUGUGCUGGCGGAGACGGGUGAGAAGGCUCUCCACUAUGUGGGACACUCCCAGGGCUGCACCACGUUCUUUGUGAUGGGCUCCUUCCGACCGGAAUACAACGAGAAGAUCAAGACAGCCCAUAUGCUGGCCCCGCCCAUUUUCAUGGGCAACGUCACCGACGGCAUUGUCGUGGCCACCGCCCCCUAUGUCGGCACACCUGGAACGGGCGCCUCCUUGCUCGAAAACCAACUGUUCAUUCCCCAGAAUACCUUCAUCUCCCGUCUGCUCGACACAAUGUGCAGCACCGAAACCAUUAUGCUGGAAUACUGUAAGACACUCUUCCUGAUGUGGGCCGGACCCGAUCUAGGCAACCUGAAUGUGACUCUCUUGCCGCAGCUGGCUGAAACGCAUCCCGCUGGCAUUUCGUCCAACCAGGGCAUACAUUUCGUACAGUCCUAUGUCUCGAACGACUUCAGGCAGUACGAUUGGGGCACGAAGAAGAAUCUGGAGGCCUAUGGCCAGGCAGAGCCCCCGUCCUAUGACUUGACUAAAAUUUCCUCCGCUGUCUAUUUGUAUUAUGGACUCGCCGAUGGCUCGGCCAACAAAGAGGAUGUGCUGCGCCUGCCCGAAUAUUUGCCCAAUAUGCGACUCCUCCACGAGAUUCCCGAACCCACUUGGGGGCACUUGGACUUCAUUUUUGCCCAGCAGGUUAAGGAAGUUAUCAACGAUAAGGUUCUGAGCUACUCUAAUUCCUACGAAGGCAAAAAAUAAACAC